AGUAUAAUGCUGGAAUGGCUUCUAAAAUCGGACUAAGCAUAUGUUGAUUCCAAAAUUUCAAAAUUGUAAAAUCUGACAAGCUUUUUUGUUCGUUUUAUAAAUCUGGAUUUAUCUGACAUCACUUUCGUUCUUUCCCAUAUACACUCCGGUCCGGUCAAUCGACCUUCAUGUUUUCGACUUGAAGGGUGAUGAAAUGGUUGUAGAACAGUAGAACAAACAUAUAAAAGAAAAACGUUGAAAUAUUAGUUUGAAUAAAAGUGUGAUAAGUAUACAGGUGUUGUCCUUUUCAAUGGUGUCUCAGUGUAUAUUUUGGAAUGAACACUGCUAGGCCUCGUUUAGUGUCUACUUCUAUCCGAAAAGUACAGCUUUUGUCGCCAUCUAAACGUGUUAAAAGUAGCAGUAGUAGUAAGGAAGAAGAGCAGUCAUCUCCGCCGCCGUCGAUGACAACGACGACGACGACGACGGAAGAUAUGGCAGAGGCGACUGGUUUAGAAAAAAACGAAGAUGCUUCAGGAGAUAUUGUCGAUCAGCCACCAACCAAAUUCACAGAAGCUGAUCUGCAAGCUAUCAAACUAACCAGUGACACACUGAAGCGCAAUCCAAAGAUGGAUUUCAGUAAAACCGAUCUACUAAAGCUUCUUAGCUAUCUGGAGGGAGAGCUACAAGCCCGAGACGUAGUCAUUGCUGUGUUGAAGACGGAAAAGGUUAAACAAUUACUGAGUACACCACGAUAUAGCAAAUCCACCAAUUUAAAUGAUCCCCAUGCUGCCCUCUAUCGGGAUAAUCUUGCUUCAAGUGGAAACAUCGCCAGUCGACAGUCUUCAAUCCAAGCAGCUUAUUCCGAACACGAAAUGCGACUGCUGAACGAUCAGAGAAUAGGUGUUAAGGAGCAAAUGGACUCGCUAGCCGCACUGGUUAUGCAGCAGCGUCAGACGCAGGCCAAAAUGGUCGAAGUGCUCAAGGACGCCGAAGAGCGCUAUAAACACGUCGUUCAGGAACUGGAAGAAGAACGUCGAAAACACGAGCAUACCACCGCUCAAGGUGAUGAUAUCACGUACGGAUUGGAAAUUGAACGAUCAAGGCUGAAACAGGAAUUGGACCACGAGAAGGAACAGCGGAAAGUAAUGGAAUUAGAGGUGAAAAAAAUUGAGGAGCAGUUCGAGGCGGAGAAAAACCGUCAAAAACAAAUUGUGCUGCUGUUGCUGGCAGAGCGUAAAAAGAUUAUAAUCAAGUACAUUGAAGAACGUAAGCGCAGUGAGGACCUGGCACAGAUUCUGUCGGAGGAAAAAAUGCGGGUUGAUACUAUUGCAGAAGGGCUAGAGGAGGAAAGCAAAAAGUCACUGCGGAUGGAAGCAGAACUGGAAACCCAAGCUCAUCAGUUCGACAUGGAGCGAAAAAUAUUGCAUCAAAGUUUAGCUAAGGAAGAGAAAAGGAUCAAAGAACAAGAUUUAGAAAUACAGCAGCUGAAGGCCGAAUUGGAGCUACUGCGUAAACAGAUGGGCAUUCGACAUCCAAUCAUUGCUCCGCAACUUCCAACCAAGCCUGGUGGGUUGAUGCCGUCUCGACCCUCGAUCGGAGGAGUAGCACCAGACAUAGACAGCGUAGCAUCGUCCAUCUCUUCCGCUUCCGCCGCAGCUGGUUCUGCGGUAGCCCCUGGUGCUUGCUCUUCCGCUGCCGCCUCCGCCGCAGGUAUUGGGAUGCUGCCACCUGGUGCAAUGAUCAGUAGUGUGGCCACGAAGGUGGUCCAACCUACCGCAACCGUAUCUAGCGUUCCAGUUUCCGGACCAACGACUGGAAUAGCACGUUCGGUGUCUCCGGGUCAGUUGAUACGCCAAACAGCGAUUUCGCAGCUCUCGGUGACAUCGCCUCCAAUUGGAUCGGGGCCAGUUUCGAACUCAGCACCGACACCACUACCGGUACCCGAUCCAUACGCCUUCACGUCCACGGCCAAGAUGGCAACAGUCAGAAAAGCAUCGCCAUCACCAGCUGGAAGCCCUGCCGGGAUCGGAUUUCCGUCGCCAGGUAUUGGAUCAACGGCGGCACCCCUCAAGAAGACAAUAAUUCCACCGGUAGGAGGACGCGGAGUGCCGCCUCCUAUUCCACCCAAUAAACCGCAGAUUCCACCGAAACUUUCGUCGACGUCGGCUGCGGCAGCCGUAGCUGCUGCGGCCGUCUCAUCUCGUAUACCAUUUUUGAAUAAUAGCAAUCACAGCAGCAGCAACAGCAACAACAUUAGUAACACUUUAGCCAAUAGCAAUACCAGUUUCGGUUCAUCGAUACCAUCGCCGUCGUCGGUGUCUUCUCCACUAUCGUCAUCAUCUACAUCAUCAUCGUCAUCUUCAUGCUCAUCCUCUACCAAUAGCGCUAGCAAUAUUUUCGUCGCGCCUCCCGGGCUCAACAGUGGAACGGUACCGCCCACAAAUAAUCUUAUCGCAUCUUCAACAGUUGCCAACAAUGCCACUGCUGGAACAGCAACAGCAGCAAUCAACUCCUCAGCCUCAGCAGCUGCCGCCGCCACCGUCGCUGCAGCUUCAAAGGCUGUCGCCGUCUCAGUCGCCGCCACAACAGCAUCACAAAAUUCUGCGGCGUCAGCCGCAUCUGCAUUCGUUUCAACCGCAGCAGAAAUACUGACAAACAUCGGUUGCGAAGGUGGGAUAGUGUAAAUCCACUAUUAUUUGGUCCUCACUAGCGCUAGGUCCAUCAUAACCAUCACUACCAAUUCUCGAAUGAAAGUUACACUACUAAAACAUACAGAUUCACAAUUCACGCAACAUAGGCGCUUCUAUUUCAAAAGUUCAGAACUAUUCCGACGGACUUGUUUUAUUCGGUAGUUAUUGCCCUUGCAUGCAAAAUAGUUUCCAAGUUGUGCUAAUAAAUGUCAGGCGAUCGAUAGGAAUUGAUCUACGAUUAAAACUGAGAUGUACAGUGACAAAACAAAAUAAAAAUGUAUAAAUAUUAGAGAACCAAUAAUGUUUAGUAGAAGCGCGUGUGUUAGUAAAAAGCGGCUCAUACACCUUCAGUUUUCCGGACAGUUCAAAUGAACCUUGGACGGAAUGAAAAACUGAACGAUUAUCUGAACUGAGGAUGUGUGGCGUCAGGUCAGUUAUGCGUUUGGUCUUCAUGUCAGUUUCAUUAGUUUUUUCAUGGAUGCACAUUAUUCUGAUGGAUGAAAAAUGACAGACUGAACGAUUAACUGAAGAACUGAUCAGUCAAUCGGAUGAAACUGAGCUCAAGAGCUUCAGUAAGAAAACCGGACGUUUGGCCGGAUGAACUCUUCAGUCACUUCAGUUAGUCAUUCAGUUCAUGAGAAACUGUCCGGAAAACAGCGUGUAUGGGCCGCUAUAGAAAUAGCACUCAUAUUCGUCCAUAGAAGAACCACACGUACGUUUAUCAUCACAAGAUUUCAUUUCGAACUCAACAUCACCAGCUUUGGUUGCAUCCUCGCAAUGUCAUCACAUAACCUAACACAACAAGUUACGCGAAUUUGCUCCGGAAAACAAGACCACUGUCGUAGUAAGAGCAGGAUACUGACUCCAACGUAAUGCAAGACAAAAAGCACAAUGAGUGCAAUAAGGUUGAUGAGCUACAGCAGCUUUUCGAUGAGGCUACGUCGAUCGGAGUUUUAUAUUUUUGAAAUUUUAACUGACUUUCAAACAGCUGAAUGUUCGGUAGAGUUGCAGAGAACAUCAAUAUGUCAUAAUUAUAUUGACCUGUUCAUCAUUCAAUACCGACAUUCCGUAAACCUUACAAAUGAUUCAUAAAUAUAAUAGCGUCGUAAGCUGUGAAAUAUUACUGAUUUUUGAACAAAUUCUACUAAAAAAUUAUUCAUGAGUGCUGGAAAUAGUUUAGACAUAUUUUCCAGUUAUGAAUAAUACUAAAAAUAGCAGCGACUUAUGUACUUUCUGCGAUCAUUGUCAGCGUUUUGGUUCCAGGGAAUUUUGAAAUAACUUGCAAUUUUUCCGGAGUGCUGAAAUCAAAACCACAUUGCAUGCUAAAAUUUUCUUAUUUUCGCUACCGAAAACUUGUCUAUUUGACAGCUCAUUUUCUUGCCGAAGCUUUCGGCAAUCUUUCGAUUGAUUCAUUUUUUUUUUCAAUUGAUUCACUGAAAAUUAGUAAUACUCUUACUGAAUCGGAAAAAUGAAACAUUUCAAACUUUACAAACCAUGUCAGUAAAAUAAAAAAAGGAAUGCUCUGUAGUAUAUUUACAGGAUUAGGUGAAAUUCAAUAGUUCGUUGACAGAUGAAACUUGGAUACCGUGUUGAAAAAAAUCUUUUAUUUACAUUCGAUGAAUGAACUGAUCCAAAUUUUUUUUUCGUUCCGUAGUUUUCGGAGUGCUGCUCUGACAAACCAUGCGUCAUGAAUCGGAACAAAUGGUAAUUGAAUGGAACAAUGUUCGGUGAAUGUGACGUAAACUUCCCUUUUCAGCGUUGCUAAAUAAAUUUUAAUUGUCUUCUGUAUACGACCCCAGCUCAUAAUAAAUAACGUCCAGUUGAUCCCGCCAAAAGCACUUUCUUGGUUGGCGUUCCUCGUCUUCCUAGUCAAAAUUUUCAGGCAAACCACCUAUACUUCAACUAAAAUACGGUGACUUUCCGCGGUACUUUUCUUCAUGUUGAAGUAAUGAAGUAACACUUCCCGCAAAAAACGACUUACUAUUUGUAAUUUGUUUUGCUGGUAUUGAUCGUGAGUCUAAUCCUCGUUAUCUAUCUUUUUUAAAAACGCGUCGGUCAAUCUGGAUAAUAUCGAUAGCCCAGGAUCAUAAGUGGUCGAGUGGUUUGAGAGUGCGUCACCCUGAUUAAAGCCAUCUAAGGUUACGAAGGAUGUCGAAAUCUUAUCCGCAACCCUCACACUUGAUUUCGAACCGUCCAGUGUUACACGAAGAACAGUGUUCUAGCCAGUGUUGGUGAUUGCCGAAAAUUUGACAGAAGCUGCUAUAUUGAUAUCUAUAUUGUAUACAAUAUUUUCGAUCCGGUAGAAGAUGCUACAAGAACUCGAGUCUCUCAAUGCAUGAACCGUGAGAGAAUUUUGCUACAUUUCUUCGCUCCACUUCAUACUCUGAGUGUUUCACGCCCUUAAAAAAUUUACAGUCUGAUAAUGAUCGGUGCUGUGGGGAAUUUCCCAAGAGGGAAUCGCAAGUUUACAAUUAUCGCAGAAAAUCGAAUCGAUUAUUCAACUUGAUGAUUCUCAUACUAGGUUGCAAUUUCAAAACCCUUGUGUGGAGCAUUCACAGACAUUUUCAUAUACACAACUUAUACAAAGGUUAUAUGCACAUAGUUAGAAUAAGCGGCAAUAGUAAAAUGAUUCUAUCGCAAUUGUCAACUGCCUGUAUAGAAUCGGAUCGCGAAACGAGAAUAAGCGACCGUUUGUUACUUCAGAGAGGAUCCCCACAGCAGCGUGCUAACCUUUGAUUCUCAGAAAUGUCAUCGAGAGAAAUUCGCUCUCGCACUGGUGUCGAUUCUAUGUUGAAUGAGCCAUGCCGGGUUUUUGUUGUUGCGAUGAUAUCCGUCUCCCUUUGAUGGCACUGAUUCAAUCGUGUGAAGAGUUGCCAGUGAGCGUUUUUUGAUACGAUAAACGUCAUCCUUGGUUCUAGAAUUAUUUGUCAAUUCAUUUCGUUUAUAUAAAUCGUAUGCUGUCUUAAAAUCCACAAAUGAGGUAUCUGCAAAUUGUUCUCCAGGAAUUAAUUGAGAAUUUCGGUAAGAAUGCGAUUCGUCGUUGAUCGGCUUCCGCGAAAUCUGGUAUGUUGAACAAAAUACGGGACAUGAAGUUGUACAUGUCAUUGAGGUAUUCGUAAAGCUACUCACUGUCGUUUUUGAUAAGUUCAGUCGGGAACUGAUCCUUCGUAUUCUUCUUUGUGUUUCUGGUUGACGUCUUCAGUGCGACUUCCUUAUAUUAUUCAAACCCGUCUCGAAUAACGUUGAACCUUUCACAACACAAAAGAGAGAAGGGUGAAAAUGAGUAAGCGGUAAUCGUGGAGAACUCGAUUCUACCAAUACAUAACAUCGGCUUCGUUCGCUCCCGAACAUACGAACAAGUCCGAAUACGAGAGCGAUAAUCGAACAAAGGCGAAGGAAAGCGAACGAUGAUCGUUGACGUUCAUUGCACUUUCGAUUUUCGUGCAACAUUGUUUAGAAUGACACCGAUUGAUGGCACCGCACUUUAGGCUAUAUUUUCAGUUAAUUUUCGUUUGGAAUUUAAAGGACUUUCUUUCCACUGGACUAACCAGUGUGAGGCUCGUUGUUCCGCAACACCAUGUCACCAAAAUACUUGAAUUUUAACCGCAAUAAACCGAUUCGAUGUGCUCACCCGUUGGGUGUUUCAUCAGAAUCGAACUAAUAUUACUUUACAUCAAAGAGUAAAAAUCAGGCAAAGUUUACUGUAAUUUUAUGAAAUAUGACAAUAUUUCAUUUUCCAAAUAUAAUAAUGGAAAUAGAUGUUCAAUUUUCAAAAAAAUUCAUUUGCUGUAGAAAUGCAAAUACCCGGCAGAUUAAGUGUAGUUUAAUAUUUUUCAGUUCCAUUCACAGCAAAAAAGGCGGGUCCAGAAUGAUCUUGUGAUAUUUAUUGCUGCUGGACAGAAAUUUGUGUCAGAUGUGUUCUCUUGUAUCUAACGGCAUCGAGUUCAGUUUAGUUUCUUGCAAUUACUAUGACAAAUGGCAUACUUUUUUCCAUUGUGUUGUUCGUGCUUGGUAUAUUCGCUGAUUGAUUAUUAUUUGAUCAAAAUUGUAGUUUUGUUUUGGUGGUGGCUCUUGCUUCUUAGAACUUUGAGAAAACCCAAUUAUUACAUUUGAUCGUUUUCUGUUCUAUGAUUUAGUGAUAUUAUUAAACAAAUUUGAUUAUUAUAUGUUCGUGACACCUGUUAGCAUUUUACAAGUACUUAGCUAUUUUUUAGAACUUUCGGCCAUGGAUCGAAAUUUAUACGAAAUGCUGUUGAAACGGAUGUAGACUACAAUUUUGUUUGCAGUUGUAAGUAAUAGUCGUCAUUGGUAGAGCCUGCUUUUGGUGUAUUUGUGCACUGGUUUUCUACAAAUUAGUUAGCGAGAGCUUCCGAUCCAUUCUCGCUGCAUUCCAACGUUUUUUUACUCUCGUCCUGUCGGUUGUCGGUUUUUUUGGGGACUAAGGAUGUUGAAAAUUACUCUCGAAUGGAACAGUGCAGAAUUUGUCGAAUGCGAAUGGCGCUGGCACUUUUAUUAUGCCAUUUCACACAUUCUCAUCAUUUCAACUCAUCAAUUCUUGUUUCAUAAUAGAUGCAGGAAGUGUUUACUGAUCCUGCUAUCGAUUAGGGUUUUAUUUUAUCAGUUUUCAUAGUUAUCAAACAAGCGUAGCAAAACAAGCAAUUCAUGUAAGCUAUUUGCACCCGUCUUUACUGCGUUUUUUCGGUUUUACGAUACAAGUAGUCAUUCGAGGAAAUUAGUGGAUCAUUAUUGCUAUUUUUGAAUUAUCGUGGUGUUAAAAUAAGGUGAUAACUAGAUAACCAGAUGUAAAACAAUACUAUACUAUGAAAACAUUGUUAUUAAAAAUCAAAUACACAUAGAUAUGCUUAUACGCUUAAAAUAAAACCAGAAAAUCACGAAUGAUGUAAAGGUGAAAGACAUUAAAAAAUCUCAUUAUUGUGUGAAAAUUUACAAACUCCUGAAAGUAAUAGUACUGAACCGAUUGAUUAAAUUGAUACUAACCUUAGUCCGGUCUAGAAACACCACAGACUGGUGUUGACUAUUGUUUUCGAGCUGUUGUGUUUUUUUUCACUAUCGAGUACUGUGAAUGUGAAACAUUUGUAGGCGGAACUCGCAACUGUCUCGUUGAUAAAAAUAUGAGCAAGCAUAAUAUAACUUAGUGGUAGGACGUUAAUCGAAUCAGGCGUUUGAGAGUUCAUGAUUGAUCGGAAUCAGAGACAUGUUCACCACCAGUGUGUGCACGAAAUAAGUGUAGGUAAGAAAGUUCGAUAUUCAUUCACCUUAGUAGAACAGCUGUGAUUGAUUUUAGUAUGAAUUCAUAACAAAUAGUAGAAGGAAUGGAAGCCAAUGAAUCAUUUAUUUUCAAUUGUCUGCGCCUCUUAAUGCCUUAUUCAAUCAUUUUAUGUUAAAUACAGUAAAAUUUCAGAUCAAUUCUUAUUUUGCUUCUAACUGUAAUUAUUAGUCACGUUUAAUCAUAAGAUAUUUAGAUGAUACACGAUUGUCAUAUAGACGGGCUACGUGGGUUUUGGACUUUCGAAGCAUGGCUCAUAAACAAUACGCAGGAAGUUAAUCACAUCGUCUCUAUGUUCAUGCAAUGAACCAAAAUUUCGUAUCGUUUGAAUAUUGCUUUUGACUCGGAAAUUAUUUUUUUACAUUAGCACUUCCGGGGACUUUGGAUCAGAUGUUGAUAUUUUUAAACAUGAGAAAAAGAAUAAGAAAUACGAAAAGCAGUUCCUUAAUUUUUUUGUCUUUUAUUUUUACUGGACCCUUAAAAUGCUUCCAACAUCGUACGUUUUUGUUUAUAAAACGCUGCGAUUAAUGAAGUUCAACAUUACCAGCAGACGAAAUAUUACCAAUACAAUAAGUAGUAGUAAAAUUUGUUUAAUCUUCCUAAACGUUCAAACGUUCUUCAGUUCUUGUCAUACAAAUUUAAUCGUUAACAGCAGUAAUUCUGACAUUUUUUAUCAAAUGCUGAUUUUCUUCAAACUGAAAUCCGCACAAUUCACCACUCUAAGUCUCUUUUUAGGUUCGAUAUUUCUUGAACGUCGCUUUGAGGUACAUCCAUUUUAUGUGUUUUACUUGAUAUCCCUCUCCAAUGUUAUAGCGGAAGAUAGGGUGAUGCAAUCGCUUCUAUUUAUUGUUUUGAUAGCAAAUGUUCAACUUCCGACAUUGAUAAAAAGUACUGAUGGUGGGGAAAUUUAUUAAAUUCUUUAACAUACCAAAAAUGUUGGUAAAAUUUUUUUAACUGUAAACGCAACAACACAAUUCUUUCUCCAUGUCAUCAGAAAUAUGAUCAUGAAUUUUAAUCAAUUUAAAACAUUGUGAGAUAACUAUGAAUAAUGCAAAAGUUAAAUUUCCUCAAAUUCUUGGAAACAACGUAGGGGCUGAGGUUCACUAGGAGAUUGAUAGUACCUAUUAUCUUUCUCUGGACAGUACCAGCCUAGAAGCCGUGUGGAAUCCUUCGAAAAAAACAUGAGCCAAGAAUAGAUCCACUGGUUUCCAUGUCGUAAAAGGCGACAAUUGCAGGAUUUUCAUUUACUUUCAAUUAUCAGAUAUUUUCAAAGUUUCACUUCUGAUUACUCUAUUUUAGAAAAUGAUCUCUUCAUUCAACUCCAUUUAACUUAUCAAUUUCCAAUUAGCUUCGGAAAAAAGUUUUAUUUAGUAUGUUUGCUUCUCAUCUCAACAAUUGCCCAAAUCCAUUAAUAUUACAAAGUAACAUAAUAACAGAGAUGACAUAUAUCGGUAUAUUGAAUAAAUAGAAAAAAAUACUUGUUUGUUUGAUAAAUUAAUAAUAUUCUCCCCGGUAGCUGGCUGCCCAGAUCAAUCCUGACCUAUGAUUAAUUUUGAUAAAUAAUUCAAAUAACAAACAAUCAAAACACGCGUAAAAUCUGUUGACCCUUGUUUGGUGAUUUAAAAAGAUUUUAUAAAUUUUUUUUAGAAUAUGUCACUACAAUGAAUCAACUAUUUUGUCUAAAUCCUAUUCACUCGUUUAUUUUGUAGCAGGUAAUUCCAUUUAGAAAAAAGGAAAGUUUUCAUUCGUUACGCGAUAGUAUUUAAAAUUAUCCUUCAGUUUUCACGAAUCAGAACUGUGAAUCAAGACUUCCCGCGACUUCAGUGUCGGAUAUUGUUGAAACGUUCACUCGGGAAGUCAGUGAGUUCAGUGGUGCAUCCGAGCAUCUUGAAAUCGGAAAAUACUAGGUCGCACGCGAAUACUACCAUUACUGAAAUUUAUACUACCAAAUAUCCUUCUCCCGUCACACUUGUGGAGUGCGCAGUAGUAUAUACGGCCUCUAGUAACAACAAGUGUUGGACCAACAUUCCUUUCCAUUCCUUAGACGAUCUACGUUCGGGCCUGGCUGGCGCGCGUAUGGGAAGGUGGGGCAAUACUGCCAGAGGGGCAAGUGUGCCACCCCCGCAAUUUUCACAUAGAAUGAGCAUUUAUCAUAAAUAUAAACAUUUGGGUUUGUUUAUUGAAUAUCGACGGUGUAAUUUCAUAUUGCUUCGAGAAAUCCAAACAAACCAGAUCUUGUAAUUAGCAUACAUAUAAUAUAAGAACGAGAUCUUACAAAAUAAGAGUUUUUCAAUUAUUCUCCAUUUGCUAGGGUUUCAUUUUAAUGUCAAAUCAUUGGUAUACCUUUUAGUUGAAUAUUUGUUAAAAAUUGAAUAUCUAUAAUUGCUUUAUUAGUAACGUAGUAGCAUGAUUUUGCAAUCGCUUCAUAACGGGGCAAGUUCGCCAUAUUGCUAUGGAGCAGAUAUGCCAUAACAGAGGAUGAACAAACCUAACCUCAAAGUCGAUCAGUGUUGAAGCAUUCAAUGUAAACAAACAACUAAAAGCAGAUUGUGAACGAUGAUAUGGACAUACAAGAGGCUUUCUUCGCGUAAAAAGUGGUCAAACAAGCAUGCUUUCUGUAAUCCAGUCAGUCAGCCACCACCGCCCUCAACAAUUCGAAAGGCGCAUAAAGAAUUCGACAUGCCGCGGAAAACUUUAGAGAAGUAAAUGAUGAUGAUUUUUUAAAUACAUGUAAUAUCUAAAAUAAAGGUGAAUAUUAUGGAUUGUAUUAAGGAAAGCAGUACAGUAGAGAAAAUCAAAUUAAAUUACGAAGAAAAUGUAAUUAUUGUAAGGGUGGCGGUUUUGUCCCACAUAGAGGGCACUUAUGCUUCGCACUAAAAUAUUAUGCUGCUCAACAAGCCUCCGAAAAUUGCAUGUAUUGAUUACCGAAUUGUUUUGUUCAUCAAUAAUGUUUUUUGAGCUAUCGAGGGUACUGCUGAAAGUACUUCAUAGACAUAUCAAUUAUCAAAAUCAAGCGUUAAUUUAUUAUAGAAACAAGAGAAUUCAUAGCAUGGCACACUUGCCCCACCAUCCCUUACAUCAAAGGAUGAUUUAUCAUUCUCCUGUGAUUCACCAGAAAUUCCCUGUACAAUUUCAGCUAAUCCCGAUCAGUAACGGAGUAACAACCAGGGGUGGUCGAUCAAAUUCAAAUUCUCGGAAACAAUAAGGAAAGCUCAUAAUGCUUGCUUGCUUUCUCGUACCCGCGACGACGAUUUUGAACGCUCAUAGGUACAUAUCAGUCACGCCUUAUAACUGGACGAGUAGAAAAAAUAAAACAAUUAAAAUCGAUCAUAUCGUUUUUGUGCUUUACACGGAAUUGGGGAUCAUAAUAAGGACCUUCCACCAACAUCAGCAACAAUAGACUUUUUGCGUGGUAUAAAGCCUUAAACGCUCAGUUCGCGUUUUAAUUUGUUCUUCGGAUGUCGUGUUGAACAGUUCUCAACUAGCAGCAGCAACAACAUAUCAGUUAUCGCGUUCAGUUUCUAAAUACUGGAUCUGAUACAGGGCAUUGAACUUUGGAUUGGAUUCUGGAACAAAAUCCUAAAUCUGAAUUCUUAACCUGGAUUCGGGUCCACCUGAAUACUGAACUUAACUUGAUUUAAUUACAGAAUUCAGCUUUAAAAUUCAGUUCCAGAUUACAGCUUCAGAAAUCAAAACUAACGGGUGUUUUUUUAGGAGAUUUGUUUUUUAAUAGGGAUUACUCUUUUGUCUAAAGUUGUUUUGACAGUAUAAAACGACGUCUCUAUUCUGUAUUGUUUGACGAAAUUGUCAUGAAUAGGUUGAUAAUCAAUCAAUUGUCACGGAAAGGUUAACAAUCGACUUAUUGAAAGAACGUUUCAACUACAUUAUUCCGAAAAAUGUACCGGUGACACACGUUCGUGUGAUUUGACGCCACACGAUUAGUUUUAAUGUGGGAAGUACGUGAAGUCUUUGGUUUAUGUGGAUAAACCAGCGACAAUUGAAGCUUUGGAAACCAAUAUUCAACAUGUCAUUGCGGUAAUACCUAUGCCCUCAAAUGCUUGAAAAGGUGAUUCAAAAUUAGACCUCCAGAAUGGUCUUUGUGAAAACUAGUCGUGGCGGCUAUUGGCUAUUUCAUUAUUUGGCAUGUGUUUUAUUUAAAUUUCAAAUCAGCUCUUAAAAAAUACCCUUUAUGACUCAGAAACUGAAGCCUUAUUCUGGCUUGACUACAUUUUGUAAUUUACUUCAUAUUUAAAAUUUAAAUCUAGAAUUCUGAUUUGGGAUUUCAACUUUAGUAUUAUGGAACAAAAUUCAGGAUUUGAAUUUUAGAACUGAAUUCUGGAACUAAAUGUUAGAUAUGAACUCCGAGCCUGAAUUUAAUUCCUGAAUUCAAUUUAAGAAUAUAACUCCUGAAUUUAGUUUCAGAAUUCAUUUACAAAAUAUAAGACCUUCAUGGUCCAGAUUCAAAACAUGGGCUUUGACACCUAAUUUAGAUUCUUUAUUCAGAUUCGGAACUCCAGUUCAGAAUGCAGUUCUAGUACUAGAAAGAAGUUCAGUUUCAUAAUUCUGGAUCUUAGUAAUUCAGUUUCUGAAUACUGGUCCAGAAUUUUGGUUCUAGUUUAGAUAAAUAAAGGAUAACAACAAGUAUAUAAUAGUUAUAAUUUUUCUGACCCGAAGAGCCAAAUGAGUGGUUAGAGAACCUCUAUGAUAGCAACAAAAAUGCCCGAAGCUAAUUUAGGUCGUUCCUUGUACAUAUUCAAGUAUCAAUAUCUCUAAAAAGUGGAAAUAUGUGGAACCAAUUUCAACAAAGUUUGAAAGUAUGACCAAACACUAUUAGUAAAAUUAGUAGUCACAACUUAAAUUCGCAUAGUUUUGGCAUCAUUCGUUUUAUUUAUUUCGCCUUUAUAUACGAAUGCGUGAACCUUGGCAGAAUCUCAGAAUUAACUGUUUUUUGCAUAUUAAUCCAUACUUUCUCCAUUUCUUCUGCAUUCUGCACUACUUUAGGCUGUUUUAGAAGGUGCUUUUCAUAAUGGCCAGUAUUUUUCUAUUGGAAGCAGUUCCGGAGUGUGUGGAGAGUUCAGAUCUUUCGUUACCAAAUUGGCGUCGUCCGCCUGCCAGAAUGGUGGAUGUGCUUAAUGUAGUGUAGCUUUUGGAUGUAUUCCUCCAACUAUCCAUUAUUGUUUCUUGUGAUGACGAAAGAUGCACUUCGCUUUCCGCGAGUACAAAUCGCUUGCCAAAUAAUAACUUCUUGUCGAAUUUCGACAUCUACAUCGACAUCGGAGUUUUUCACACUUAUCCUUGGUUUUCACAUAGUUUAGGUAGUUUCGUGGAAUCGGGAACGCCUUCACACAUGUCUCGUCAUCCAUUACGCAGAGCAGUUUGGUUUCGUUAAUUACUGGUCGUACAAUUUCCGGGCCCGAUUCUCUGCGACCGUAUUCUGUUUCUCUUCCCGAUUUGGGGUCCACUGAACCUUAAACGUACGUAGUCUAGCACGAGUUUUGGUAUCUGCAUUCAGUUUUUGUUGGAAGGCCCCAACCACGCUUUUGUGAUCGCUCUCAUUGAUGACUUUGGAGCUCUCAACGUGAAAGCUCGUUGAUUCGCGUACAGUGCGUUAGAAAUUCCAGUAAUUCGCCAAAAAGAAAGAUUUUUCGUGCUGAAGUGGCUCGGUGGUGCGACGCCGCGAGAUAUCAUCGGUAGUCAAACACAAUAAAGUCCAUGUGACUAUAAACGAAUCCUCUGGAUGUAUGGUCAUUGUAACCUUUCCAAUGAAACAAAGAAAUAAGAAGAAGAAUACUCUCGUGCAAAACGUUUUGUGCAAGCACUGCUCUUUCGUCACUAUUUUUUAAACUUUUGAAAACCUGAUGUAGUUAACUCACAAAGUUUAAACAAUAUACAUUAAACUAUGUCUACACAAAAUUUCAAUCAAUUUUACAUUUUUUUUUGCUUUGCAUGCAGUAAACCCAUACAACAAGUAUUGAAAUACUGGUAGAAGUUUUGCCUCUAACUGAUCGUUGAUCACAAAGAAUGCUCUCCUCGCGACCUCUCGUACGAUGGAUGUUAUUGGAUACAUUUGCGAUUGAAAAUUUACAACGUUUUUGACACUAAACUCAUUGACAGUUAAGAUCACCCACACGUUGCAAAAAAUGAACCUAUCCCAUAUAUUAAGACUCCUACGUGCUUAAGUAAUCUAAACACUUUAUUUUUGGAACAUUCAUGUUAGAGGAAACAUGGAACCCCGGGUAAUUUCAAACUUUCAGAAUGUUUACUACAAUCUGCUAGUAUUGAGGAGGUUACUGGUUUUGGUAUUCCGAACUGUAAUUCAGUCCUCAUCAAAGGAGCCUUUCUCUGUUACGUAGCUAGAAGAAAUUCAAUGAAGUCUGGGGUCAUUCAUUCAUUACCCGUUGAAAAGAAGUUCAGUGUGAACUUUCUCUCUUGAUAAAAGCUGAACAAUGUAUUCUAGAACCUGCUUAGAAGUUCGUUCGGUUGUGCCGCGUGAACUUUCAAGUGUGGUUCAAUACUUUAAGUAAAGGAGCGCUGCUCAGAAUGCUACUCUUAAACUUCGUAAGCUACUUAAGCCAAAUCAUUCCCUUUCAUUCGAAGUGGUUAGUUGGGUAUUCUUGAGCGAUAGAGCGCAGUCAAUUCCUUGGAGUUUUAAAAGAACCAAUAGAUUGAAAAAACCUCGAUGUUUCACAAUGUUGACGGGAUGUUUUUCGAAUGCGCAUUCCUCGAUUCUGCAGCAGGAUUCUGGAACCUGAAUUAUGGAACUGAAUUCUAAAUCUGGAUUCUGAAAAUUAAUCCUGAAUUAAACCUGGCUUGUAAACUGGUUUCUGAGUCUAAACCGACCGAAAUGAGGUUCUUACGGUGCGCUGCCUAAAACGGUAUGUAUGAAAUUGUGGAAAUGUCCCACAAAACAUCAAAAUCAUCGUCCGAGCAUGAGAAAAGUAAAUGCCAGUCUUUAGUUUUAUCUGGAGGCUAUUGAACAUUUUAGAAAACUCUAAUUUUAGAUUAUUUCUCGUUUUUUUCAUACUACUGAAAAUUUUAUCAUUGAAUAAUGAACAUAUUGUUGAUGGUGUGAUGCAAAAACUAAGUUGUUGCGUUAAAUAUAACAAGAUAUAUUCACGAUUAUUUUUUUCCAUUCAUUAAAUGGUAAAUUUUGAAAAGUUACCCCGUAAUAAGGUAAGACGUAUUCAUGUACAAAUGAUUACCUGUUCACCAUUGUGUCAGUUCCGGAAAAUUGUGUUAUUGCUAUAAUAUAAUAAUUGAGGUAAUAAUUUUUUAAUCAAAAGGUCAGAGUUGCAAAAAUCACAGUGAUGCACAGAUUCGUCUGAAAUCGUAUGGUUUAUAAGUAUGAUGUAAUCUUAACGUUAGUUGAACUACAUUUUUAGUGACGUCAAACAGAGUGAUGAAUUCAUGUGUAAAUUGAUUAUCAGUUAUUCUUGUAUUUUUGCAUGAUGCGAGAUGUUGAAUAUAUGGCGGGACACAGAAUGUAUUCUAUUUGAAUCCUAAGGUGUCUUAUCUUGACCUUGGUUUACUGCAAAUUAUCAGGUUAGACUCGAUAGUAUUAUCCAAUGCAUUUCCUCAGUGAGUGAAAGACUUUUAAUUUCCGCCAUGUUUUUAAAAAAAUAAUAUUUAGGAUAGCUUUUAAUCUCCCUCAGUUUGAAACAUUGGAUUGAAUAGAUGAAAUGAUUGGGAAUUAAAAUAACAUUAGUAAAGAAACAAUACCAGCAUAGCAACAGUAUGUAGAUUUCUCACUGGUCAUUCAGAUACCUUGAAUCGACACACGAGGUAUCUGAAUGACCAGUGAGAAACCUUCGUAAGUAUGAUAAUCACAUAGUAAGCCCAAGUCCAAAUCUGUAGAGUUGAAACAAUUGAAGCCAUUAAAAACUAUGAUUUAUACGAGUAUUCAACAUUAUACAAUAGAAGAAAAAAACAUUAAUAUGUACAAACAUGUGUUGAAUAGACUAUUGGAAAUUAAUCGAUAAAACAAAUCUGUUCCCUGGCAGUAUUGGAAUCUAAUACCUAUCUAGAGACUUACAAAAAAUAUAUAUUUAAAUAA
Molecule: messenger RNA, 16009 nt
Organism: Malaya genurostris
Lineage: Eukaryota; Metazoa; Arthropoda; Insecta; Diptera; Culicidae
Product: CTTNBP2 N-terminal-like protein
Exons: 7
Coding region: 315-2663 (782 amino acids)
Source: RefSeq, a predicted model, not a curated record